UAUAUAUAUACUAUAAGCUCUUUUAGCUAUAUAGCCUUAGGCUUAUAUAAAAGGUUUUUAUUAGGGGAAAGGAAAAAAGGUCUUUAUAAUUAUAACUUAAAGAAAUUUAUAAGUUAA
This is a messenger RNA of Fusarium pseudograminearum CS3096, 117 nucleotides long. RefSeq lists its product as uncharacterized. Lineage: Eukaryota; Fungi; Ascomycota; Sordariomycetes; Hypocreales; Nectriaceae. The record is from RefSeq and is a predicted model, not a curated record. The annotation marks the transcript as partial. The transcript is spliced from 7 exons.